This is a messenger RNA of Glycine soja, 1034 nucleotides long. RefSeq names its product CASP-like protein 2B1. NCBI's taxonomy places the organism in Eukaryota, Viridiplantae, Streptophyta, Magnoliopsida, Fabales, Fabaceae. The transcript has 3 exons. Bases 265 to 870 code for a protein of 201 amino acids. The record is from RefSeq and is a predicted model, not a curated record.
UUUUUCUUGCCAUUUAGUAGUCCAUAAAUAAAUGCAGAACCAGAAAUGAUAGCAGAGUCCUUAAUAAAUGACCCCAUCUUUGUACUGUUAGGAUAGCUGAGUUUCCUUUGUCUUCUCAGCUUUGACCACUUGGCACGCUACGCUACGUUGCAUUUUCAACCAUCACCCUUUUGUGUUCAACUAGUACUAUAUAAUAGUGGACACCUCGGUUGUUCACUUGUUUUUGUUUUCUCGUAUAUCUCAGUGUUGAUCUUAAAGGGGAAAAUGAGUUACUUGGGUUUGGGUGUUAGUCCAGGUACUGUUCCAGUGUACCAUGGAACAAAACUUAAAGUGUUGGAUAGGAGGGUGAGGAUAACAGAGCUGGUGUUAAGGUGUGUGAGCCUUGGUCUUGGAGUUGUUGCAAUUGUUCUUGUGGUGACUGAUUCCCAAGUCAAAGAGUUUUUCUCCUUUCAGAAGAAAGCUAAAUUUACAGACAUGAAGGCUUUAGUGUUCUUGGUAGUUGCGAACGGACUAACUGUUGGCUACUCCUUAAUUCAAGGGUUGCGCUGUGUUGUGAGUAUGGUUAGGGGAAAUGUACUUUUCAGCAAGCCCUUAGCUUGGCUCAUUUUCUCUGGUGAUCAGGUGAUGGCAUAUGUGACGGUGGCUGCAGUGGCGGCUGCAUUGCAAUCUGGGGUGCUUGGAAGGACAGGGCAAGCAGAACUUCAGUGGAUGAAGGUGUGCAACAUGUAUGGGAAAUUCUGCAACCAAAUGGGAGAAGGGAUAGCAAGUGCUUUUGUGGUUAGCCUUAGUAUGGUGGUCCUCUCAUGUAUUUCUGCUUUUAGUCUCUUCCGUUUGUAUGGCACCAACAAAAACAAAUAUGCAGGUUGGUAGGUACUAUUGGGAGCUACCAUCACCAUGGUUUCUUCAAGUUAACAACCAACCUACUCCACUUACCACUCUUUCUUGAUCAACAUAGUAGUAGCUUUCUAAUUUGUAAGGCUCUUUGUUAUAGUGAAUUAUGAAUUAUGACGCAAAUAUGUGCAUUUCGGCUGUCA